AUGAUAAUUAAUUAUGGAACUUUGAUCACAAUCAAUUAUUAAUAAGACCAUAUUUCCCUAUUUAGAAGAAGAGAGUUCAAAUAAAAUCUGGAGCAUCAAACAUUAGUAAUAUAAAGGAAUCUAGAAUAGAGAAUAAUUAUAAUUUGAAGAAGAAAUAUAUUAAGCUGAUAAAAGUUUAAUUAAAUUAACAAUAAAAUGUUAGAAAGAAUAAUAUGAGGAUGAGAUUUUCACUUAUUUGAUGUCUAAUAAAUCUAAGUUGCAAAUUGAUUCUGUCAUGAUGCAAAGUAUCAAUUACUUAGAUGAAUUUCAUAAGUAAAUAAAUUUAAAGAAAUGUGUUAUGAUAUCAAAUAAAAACUCAACUUAAAUUGAUAAUUAUGAAGAAAAGGAUGAGAGACAAGAUAAAGACAAUCAAAAUUCUGGUUUUUCAAAAGGAAAGACUAGAUAAAAUUAUGGAUAAUAAGAUAUAAAAUAUUAUCAAGAUUAUAAGAAUACAAGAGGUAAAGGAAGAUUUGAUAGAAAACAAGGGAAUAAUGGAAAUAGAUAAAAUAAUUUAAUGAUUGAUUAAUAAUUAGUAAUACUUUUAAAAAGGGUAAUCACUAUAAUUAUAUCAAAUGGUUCCAAAAAAUGUUACUUAGAAAACACCAAAGUUAGAAGUUUAAUAGAAUUCAAUUGA
Molecule: messenger RNA, 673 nt
Organism: Paramecium primaurelia
Lineage: Eukaryota; Ciliophora; Oligohymenophorea; Peniculida; Parameciidae
Source: the annotation of a GenBank genome assembly